Messenger RNA from Lasiosphaeria miniovina, 538 nucleotides. RefSeq lists its product as uncharacterized. The coding region runs from base 31 to 438 and encodes 135 amino acids. The transcript has a single exon. NCBI's taxonomy places the organism in Eukaryota, Fungi, Ascomycota, Sordariomycetes, Sordariales, Lasiosphaeriaceae. The record is from RefSeq and is a predicted model, not a curated record.
UAGUAUUUAUCAUCCACUAGAAGAUUCCAUAUGGUGAAUUCAACAACACCCGCCUCACAGUCCGCCCAAUGGAUCAAUCAGCUACUCAAGGACUUCGGGGCACACCAGCCACUCCCUAUCGUGUUAUUUACCGACAGCAUAAACGCCAAAAUCAACGUCCUGAACCCCCUCAACGCAGCCCGCACUCGCUGCAUCGAUAUACGAUAUGAAUGCAUCAUUAACAAGGUCAAGAAAGGCAUGAUUAACGUGGUCCACGUCCCCGGGGCCGUGAACGGAACUUCUCGCACACACACUCAACACCAAAGCGGCAUGAAGCGCACCGAGUGUCUGCCGCUGCCAAAGGCUGGGCCAAGAGGUAGGCGACAAGGUCGUCAUAACCAGCCGCUGAGGCCAAGUACAGCGCCGUGCGGCCAUGGCUGUCCAAGGUGCCAGCACUGAUUCCUUCGGGAAUUAAGCGCUGUACAUCUGCCUUGGCAACGCCUUGGCACCCGCUUGCGCAGCUUCGUGUAGCCCAGGCAUGCCUGGAUUCUCGACAUAG